Tachysurus vachellii is the source of this 3104-nucleotide messenger RNA. RefSeq names its product hippocalcin (gene hpca). The coding region runs from base 499 to 1080 and encodes 193 amino acids. The record is from RefSeq and is a predicted model, not a curated record. Lineage: Eukaryota; Metazoa; Chordata; Actinopteri; Siluriformes; Bagridae. The transcript is spliced from 8 exons. Gene Ontology annotation, molecular function: calcium ion binding.
CGUCCAGACAGGAAAUGGGAUAGUGGGGCUCUGUAAUGUUUCGUAUAACAUACUUUCUCAAAUAUUUUCCUCUCACUAGUGCUGCGUGCAGUUUCCCAAGCCUCUGGGUUGGAUAGUUUACACAGCGUAGGAACGCAAUGGAAAUGUGACUGAAACAGGACAAGAUGGUACAAAUGCUAAAAUAGCUGGAGUUUGAGUGCUCCUUUUAUGGAGGAUGGAGUUACAGACGGUCGGGAAGUAAUCAGCUGUGUAUGCCAGCGGGUGGAAAAAAUACCGCUUCACAAUAGUGCUGCAGUGGGUGAGAAAUGUUCAAUGUUUCGAUUAUGUAGUGGCAAAGUGCACAGCUUUAGUGAAUCUGGGCCACAAUCUGGGCAGAUACUGUACUCACUCAUACUGUACCUUCAUUUUACUCUGUGGAAAACGUGACUUUUACCUCAAUUGUGCUUAAGGUCUGACCCCGGGGUUGUGUCAUUGCUGAGCACAUACACACUCAUCACCAUGGGAAAGCAGAACAGCAAGCUUAGGCCAGAGAUGCUACAGGACCUGAGGGAGAAUACUGAGUUUUCAGACCAUGAGCUACAGGAGUGGUACAAGGGAUUCCUUAAAGACUGCCCAAGUGGCCACCUGAACGUGGAGGAGUUCAAGAAGAUAUAUGCCAACUUUUUUCCGUACGGCGAUGCCUCCAAGUUUGCAGAGCAUGUUUUCCGCACCUUUGACACCAACAACGACGGCACCAUCGACUUUCGGGAGUUCAUCAUCGCUCUGAGUGUGACCUCACGGGGAAAGCUGGAUCAGAAGCUGAAAUGGGCGUUCAGCAUGUACGACCUUGAUGGCAAUGGGUACAUCAGUCGUGACGAGAUGCUCGAGAUUGUGCAGGCCAUCUAUAAAAUGGUGUCCUCUGUGAUGAAGAUGCCUGAAGACGAGUCCACACCAGAGAAGAGGACGGAUAAGAUCUUCAGACAAAUGGACUUAAACAAUGAUGGUAAGCUCUCUCUGGAGGAGUUCAUAAAAGGUGCCAAGAGCGAUCCGUCCAUCGUGCGGCUGCUGCAGUGCGACCCCAGCAGUGCCUCACAGUUUUGAGUCCUUUAAGAAACAGGCCCUCUGUGCAUGAAGGUUCUCGUCUUUCAUUGUUAUUUGUGUUCCAGACGGAAGAGUUUUAAGGGGAAAAAAGCAUCUGUUUUAUGUUUAGUUUCUUUGAGAAGGGACACGCAUACAUCCGAAGAACAAAGACAACACCCGCAACGACGUCUUCUGUCUGCUGCGCUUCGUCUGUCCGUGUCUCUGAUGCCCAUGGAACGCUCGGCUCACGGUGUUCAGCCACCAGUCUCCAGGCUCCUGGUUUUGGGAAGGACCGUUCCCUGGAUAUUGUGCAUGCACUCCCACUCAUCUCUCUCUCUCUCUAUCUCUCUCUCUCUCUCUCUCACCCUCUCACGUCUAGCUGUCCUGUGUUUAUUUUGUUCUCCUCCUUUUGGUUUUCCUAUAGAUGUGUAUAUGCAUAUAUAUACACAUAUAAACGCAUAUAAAACAUAUUAGGAAGGUAGUGUAGAUGCCUUUUUACUCAGACAGUAUUAUGUAGCUCACGUAAGUAUCCAAAUCCAUAAAAAAAUAAUAAAAAAAUAAAUAAAUCCAGUAGACACAGUGGACUGAUGGACUGGAUGUAAGGAUUUGUUUGCUUAUGAUUUUUAAGUUAGUACGAGCAGGCUGCAGAUCCCGUUAUUUUAUUUUGCUUGAUUUUUACUUUUUUUUUGUACAUAUGUAUUGUUUCCUUUAAGGUUAUUUAUUUGUUUCAUCUUUUUAUUUUUUUUUGCACGUGUUUUAUAUUGUGAAACUUUGAUUUCAUCUCUGAAAGCAUCAGUGUUGCGUCAUCAGGUCUGCUGCAGUAAACCACUGGUGAUCUUACUCUGAAACAAGACUUUUAAGUUCAUACUUGCUGAUUUGAGGCAUGCGAGAUGUCUUGUAACGUGAUUGUCGAGGGUUUGCAAAACUCUGAAGGAAUAUUUCAUGACCCCAACAUUAUACAAUUCUGUCUGCCAUUCAAUUUUAACCCAGAAACGAACCUUUUUCCUUCUAAGGUCAUUGCAUCAGGGGACAUGUUCCAUGGUGUUUGAAGUCCAACGCUUGAAACACAUGCGAUUGUGUGUGUGUGAAAGUGAGUGUAUUUUGUGCAUGAUUCCUGUGCAUGUGUGUGCACUAUCUUUAUAGUUUCACUUUGUGUGUGUUUUUGAGCCCCUGAUUUAAUAUUCUCAGAACGUUACAAGUUCAGGACUGUACAUCCAACCCGAAAUCUGAAAACAUCCACAAAUAUCUGCUCAUCAGUUCCAUUAUCUGAAGCAUAACACACGCACAAUCAGUUUUACGCAUGCAUUCAAAUUAACUACUCUCCUUUUAAAGAUGUGUUGCCAACAGUUCUGUAUUCACUGGAUAGUUCAGUUUGCCCAGGCUACUGCUAACCCAUGUUCUAUUCUCAUAUUGUAUUUUGGGUCUUUCCUUUCCUCCAAACCCUUAUUUUUUCACACCUGCAACUGAUUUUUAAUCACAAUAUUGUAACACACAGGUCAUUUUAAAAUGGCAGAAAAGAAUGUGCAAUGAUUUAUGAUCACACCUCACUCUUACAAAAUUGAUAGAUAAUUAUUUUUCUUAUUACAAGACCAGAGGUUAUCCCAGUGAGCGCUAGCUCUAAGGGCUUAUUUCCACAAUUGAUUGAAUGGGGUGUAUGAAAAUAUCACUGCUUUUAUCUCUCUACUCUGUGUCACAACAACUGAGAGAAAAUUUCAUCUCUCUUCGGCAACGUUUCAAUCCACCUCCUACGUCUUUUUGUGUGGUGACGGAGCUUCAGUCGCUCUCGUCUCGCUGCACUUGCAGCUUCUGUCUAGCUUUCCAACUCAUUACUUCCCGAUUUGUACUGAGACUGUACCUUAUUGCAAGAUCUCUCUUAUGUUGCAUGAAAACCUCAAGUGAAGACAUCAUGAUUGUCCCCCUCUAUCCCCCAACCUCUUUGCUGAAAUUGAUGACAAAUAUACUUGUGUUUCAAACUUUGUCUGGAGGUGAUUUCCAUGAGAAUUGCAGCAAAAUCAGAAGAGUUUGAGCAGCAUCACUGUUUAUUU